AUUCGGGAUCGAAAUCUAAAAAAUAGUUUAAUCAUAACUUGAAUUUCCUCAGGACUUAGGACAAUUAGUGAAUUACAGCUCAAGUUACAAGACAAUUUAUUCUACACCUGAGAGUCGUACCUGCAGUCAGGCUGCACCGCCAUGUGCAUUUGGUAAAGGAGAUUACAGCAGAUAUAUCCCAUCAUACCUGUAAAGAACCGUAUUUCAUAUCAUAGAAAUGGAAACAAUUCCAGAGACAAGUGCUUCCCACAGCAAGGAGCAUGUGCACUUUGCAGCAGAACAGCUGAAGGACCAUAACCUUGAAAUUCAUGUGAAGCAGCAAGAUGGUCAAGCCGACAUUCACCUAGGCUUUUUACAGGUCCACCACCACUACACAAUUUGUUUCUGUGUCAAGGACACUCUAGGAAGCGAUGUGUGUUAUGAUGAGAGGGAGAAUCUGCAUGUUGACAUCCAAAGAGUCGCACCAACUGCUGAUGGUAAUGGACAUGAAUUGGAGCUGAAUUUUAAUGCCCACCGAGAGAAGUUACUGAAUGAAGUCAUUCAUAUUCAAAGCAAGGACAAGGAGCAGAGUCUGAAAUUAGUUCUUCAUGCCAGAGUGCUAGGUAAAGGAAAGGGAACUCCUGCAUUAAAGGAUGGCAUCAAGUGCUUCAAGGUCGACAGCGAUGAGGACUCUGACACACACAGUGACUGGCAGGGCUUCUGAACCAGGCACUCAACCAUCAGCAAUCUCUAGUUUACGUUUAGCUCAGGUUAAAUCUGAUUGUUAGAAUAUGUCCUACUGUUUCAAGUUGAUCAGAAAAUAUUUUAUCUAGAAAUGUAAUGGAAAGUAUACAACCCUGUAAACAGUGUCAACUUUUACCCACCUAAUGAAUUUUUUUUAUUAAGUUUGAAAUAUUAUGUUUGAAAAGUUUCAAUUUUUAAAAAAAACCAACUUGUUUUUCUUUAGUGUGUUUAUAAGACUAAGACAAUUGUUCGACUAAACUUUUUCCAAAUUCUACUGAUUUUCAAGGCCAGGUAUUUCCCAUAUUCCAAUCAGUAUCUCUGGACAGGUCUUCCAAAUAUUCCCUUUCUAAACAGCUACUUUUGAGUUCCUUUCUGACAUAGUUAAAAGUGCCUAUAUGAAAAGGAGAGACAAAUCUAUUAUUACUAGAGUAAAUUAAUCCGAAGUCGGAUCACGAAUUGUCUGGGCGUCUCAUUAGAUCUGAUGAUCCGCGCUUGUCAACAGGACAUGAUUCAAUUCUUUCUUCGGAUGAAAUUACUGAAGUCAUGAUAAAUUUAUUAUAUACCUGCAUUAUAUUUAGAAUUAAUUUCUAAGUAUCAAAAAGACAAAAACACAGUGAACAUAUUUUUGUGUAUGUAGUCUUGCCAGUGAUGCUAUCGAUCACUUGCCAAAAAAACGUGCAUAAUACAUUAAUUAUGAUGUUAUGAAUCUCCGAGGAUGGAGAGAUUAAUUCAGAAAAUUACGGCAGUGAAAUCAACACACAAUAGGUGUAUGAUAAAAGUAUUUACAUUGAUUUUCUGUGUUGUAUUUAAUACAAAAUGUUAACUAUGCAUGCUACAUUUGAUGUAGUCUGAUGAUAAAAUAAAGGAGAUUUAUUUUGUAGAGUGACUUAAUCUACAAAAACGUAAAAACAUAAGGUCAAUUUUUAAAAACUAAUGGAUAUAUUAAUGUAUGGAUAUGGUGUAUGUAUAUUGUGUAAAUGUAUUUUAGAAUUAGAGAAUCCAGAAGAUUUUGAUAUUGUUGAUGAGCUGUUUGGAGCAAACAGGGCCGUUAGGUGUUAUCGUGCUAAAGUAGGAACUACAGAGAACAAUCCCUCAAAAUAUUAGCGCAAUGUUGAUUGUCGUUAGAUAUUACAGUCAAUUGAAGAUGACAACAAACUAGUGAUUGGUAAACAUGACAUCAAGUAUGCAAAAAAAAAAGGUUUUGCUUGUUUUCAUUAUGUUUAAAAUAUUGGUGGAUAAGAUUCUUUUUUGUUAGGGAUGGCUCAAAUUUACCACUAUAUACACUGUGUAUGAGAAGGUAUCUCAACUUCCUGGAUGUGCACAUUAUUAUGUUUAUCUAGACAGGAAGAAGGAAAUGUGUUUUACAAUAUGUACCUCCAUGUUAUAUAAUAUACAGAUUUGUUAUGUAUUAAUGUAUAACGUUUUUAUCUGUUCAUAUUUUUAAAAGUAAUUACAUUUUACCAAAAAUACGGGGAUAUUUCUCUUGAUAACAUUAUUCAAUACAGAAUUGUUAAUUGUAAUACUGGAAUCAGAUUGUCCACCCGUAUACGUCCCCAUGGGAUGAGGAUGAUUACACACACACACACACACACACACACACACACCCAUCAAUGUUGGGGUCAGAAGGUCAAGCAAACUGAGCAGUGAUAUAGGAAAACAGAUUAAGGGCCUUGAAUUAUUUCAUUUUUUAUUUGAAUUGCCAAAAUUCACGCACAGACUCAACAUGGGAUGAAGAAGACCUCUGUGGACUUCAAGGUAGAAGGUCAUGCAAGGUGGACUCCGAGAUAGUAAGAUAGUCUCUGUGUCAGAGUGGUUUCCCCUUUCACCUGAGUUUACAAUGCGUACUGUAGCUGUCAAAGAAGUGCAACACUUCUUCAACAUCCACUUACCUUAAUCUAUGCCCUAUUUCAGUUGUGCUCAGUGUAUCAGUGCAACUAGGAAAAUUCUAGUUCUUCAUGUGGUUCUUACAUGUAUGUAUUAAGUUUGUUGCUCUGAUGUUUGAAAACUGCAUUUCUCAGGACAUCUUGGGUCUUCUUUUUUUUUCAGAUUUCACCGAAAAAUGUAUUGUCUAAAAGCCUAGUGUUUUAUUAUGGCUUAAUCAGAUUUGGAUUUGAAAUACAGAUUUGUGAAUAUAUGAUGUUAUACAUAAAACCCAAAUCUUAUUUUUUUAAUGCAGCAUUGCAUAGCAACCAAUUCAGAUUUGUUUGCUUUCUGUUAGAACGUGCAAAGAAUCUUUUUAGUUAUUUUGACAAAUCUAACAUAAAAAUAGACAACUUGAUCAAAAUGUCAGUUGUUCAAUAACAAAAAAUAUUUUCUAUCUUGGAUCUAUGUGAUACCACCUCUGAAGGGAGAUUCUUGUCUGAAUUUGGUUUCAUUGUAAAAAUCAAACUUGACUUCUUUAUUUUGAGAUAUGUUGUGUAUUUGCUUUCUAUUGUUAAACUGGUGAUGACUAUUUAGUACUUAAUGAAUCGUUGGAGAAUUUCUGUUACAGUAGUACAUGAUUAUCACACACCUGAAUUGACAAGUGCAAGCACCUACCUGAUUGUACAAUGUACUGAUAAGUGAAUGUUUACAAUGGCUUUGAUGGAGUUAUAUCUAUCAGUUCCUGUCAUUUAAUUAAUGUAUGUUUAUAGUGUAUAUUUCUUAUAAAAGUUCUACAAACUACUGGUAGCUGUUAAAAAAUACUGAUACUUGUAAAGGUUAAUUCAGAAGUCAAGGUCAUUCUAGAAGAUGCAAGGUGGAGUCAUAAAUGAACUUCUGUUGAACACGUGUGAAGAUAUUUCCUCAACAGGGUGGGUUUUUUUCACAUUCUAUUGGAUUUUGAAUAUAGAAUAUAGAAUCAUAUUUAACAAUUUUGGGAACAAUCACUGGUUUUAAAACACACAAUCAAUUUGUCUUGUUCUUACUUUAUGUUUAUGAAUCAUUGACAGUUUGGCAACAGAUAAUUUGGUGCUCACAGUUUUUUAUUAACUAGCUGUGAAAUGAUCCUGAACUAUCAAGGAUAUGAUAUUUAAUGGUUAAAAACUGUGCCAUCUUUUUAUCAAUACUUAUUUAUAUAAAUAAUCAUAGUAAAGAAUGAAGGUUUUGGAUGAGACCAUUAAUAUUUAGGAUAUAUAUUAAUCCCUUAUAGUCAGAGUGGAUUAUGUUGUGUGUCAAAUGUUGAGCUAUGGAGUGCUGCUUUAUAUGACUGUUGGUCCAGAUUUUUUUUUUAUUUUCAUUGUCUAUAUAUAUUUUUUUCUUUAUUGGUUUGAUCAGCAUGCAAUAUAAUGCAUGUUUUUGCUGGAUUUUUCCCCCUAUUAUUUUUAUUGCAGAAAUUAUUUUUUAUAUUGAUUUACAUUUUCCCCCCUGUGAAUUCCAGUUUAGUUUAGAACAGUAGAUGCUGUACUACAAUCUGUCCUACAUUAGUCAAUGUGUAAUCUCGAAACGUUAUAAUUACCUUUUUGUCUGUUGAACUAGAUGGCUAUUCGAUCCCCUUGUACUCACCUGUGUUAAGUAGAUCCUUUUGUUAUGCUAGCUAACAAGGACAAAAUCUAAAUUUAGGAUAGACAAACUCGGUCACUGGAUAAAAUCCAAAGCCUAGCUAUUUUUUGAUAUUUCCGAGUAUAAAUUAUUUAAUACAUACAUGUAAAUUUAUUAUGUAUCAUAUAUAAUAUUGGUUUAAUAUUAAAUAAAAAAGAAUCAUAGUGAAAGCAAAACAACCCAUGAUUAGAUGGAAGCAAAAACUAAUUACUACCUGUUUUUUAUAGUUUUUGAUAAUUCAUAAAAUGCUGAUCAAUAUAUGUACAUGUACUCAGUAUUAUGGUUAUUGAGGUGUGAACAAGUUUUGUAUUGUAAUUGAUAUGUAGUUUAUCAGACGUUUGUUUACAUAUCUAGAACUGAUUAAAAUUGUACGCAAGGAAAAAA
This is a messenger RNA of Ostrea edulis (European flat oyster), 4626 nucleotides long. RefSeq names its product adipose-secreted signaling protein homolog. The transcript has 5 exons. The record is from RefSeq and is a predicted model, not a curated record. NCBI's taxonomy places the organism in Eukaryota, Metazoa, Mollusca, Bivalvia, Ostreida, Ostreidae. The coding region runs from base 218 to 703 and encodes 161 amino acids.